Pristis pectinata (smalltooth sawfish) is the source of this 1398-nucleotide messenger RNA. Its product is annotated as olfactomedin-4-like. The record is from RefSeq and is a predicted model, not a curated record. Lineage: Eukaryota; Metazoa; Chordata; Chondrichthyes; Rhinopristiformes; Pristidae. The transcript is spliced from 5 exons. Gene Ontology annotation, biological process: signal transduction. The coding region runs from base 1 to 1398 and encodes 465 amino acids.
AUGGCGAUAUUGCUCCUGCUGCUGAUUGUGGCUGUUCUGGAGCCCUCUGCUCAGAUUUCUAUUCCUAAGGCUGUCAAUGGGACAGUUAACAGUGAUGGAGUAUGUGUCUGCACAGUGAUAUUGCCUGAUGACACAUUCCCAGUGGAAAAAAUGGAAUAUUUGGAAGCAACAACGACAGAUCUCAGUAUCAGUGUCCAAAGUGAAAUCAGCAAGGUGCAACAAUACGCACAGAUUAUCUCAAUGCACACAGUGAAGCUGCUGAAUCUGACACAGCGAGUGGAGAGCAUCGAGACAGGAAGCUCCUACACCCAGCUUGACUUUGAGCUGCUUAAGCUAGAGAUCCAAGAGCUGGUCUCGCUCACCACUCAGCUGAAGGUCACGAUCAAUGGAAGCAACACCAUCAUCGAGCAGCUUUACAAAGAGAUUGAGAACAUAUCACUCAUCGUCCACCAGCUGGAAUCGUACGACAAGAACAACGUCCUGCAGAUCCGCAAGGAGAUUGCGGCUCUGAAGGAGCGCCUGGCAGAGUGUGAGAAGAACCAGGCUGCAACAAACCCUCCGCCCAUUGAUUACGGGAGCUGCAACCAUGGUGGUCCCCUCAAUGUGACCGAGCCUUUCGUGACACAAUUGAACUGGAGAGGAUUCAGUUAUAAGUUUGGAGGGUGGGGCAGGGACCCCUCUCCCUUGCCCCCUAAGGAGGAUCUGUACUGGGUAGCACCACUCGCCAAUGAACAAAGGCUCGACACUUUCCGACUACAUUCUUCGUACGACGACUUACUGCUCUACAAGAAUCCAAUCGAGAAAACACUUGUGAUUCCGGGCCGUUAUCGAAACUAUAGAAACACGGCGCAGGGAAGCGGGAUGGUUUUAUACAAUAACUCCUUGUAUUACAACUGUUACAACACUAGGGACAUGUGCAGGUUUAAUGUAGACACAGGGGCUGUGGAGAGGGAGACCCUGGUUGAUGCAGCCUUCAAUAAUAAGUUCUCGUAUCAGGGUGUUAAGUACCAGGACAUGGACUUUGCUGUGGAUGAAACCGGUCUAUGGGUCAUUUACUCCACUGAACAAAAUGCUGGGAAUAUGGUUAUUAGUAAAAUUAACACAACCUCCUUCACUGUGGAGAGGACAUGGGUCACUAAACAGUUCAAACCUGGUGUGACCAACACCUUCAUGAUCUGCGGGGUGUUGUAUGCGAUUAGACCAGUGAGCACAAGGAUGGAGGAGAUUUUCUAUACGUUUGAUACCAGGACUGGUGUGGAAGGUAGGGUUGCUAUAAAGAUGGAUAAAGUGAUGGAGACAAUACAGAGCGUCAGCUACAACCCCUCCGAUCACAAGCUGUAUGUCUACAAUGACGGCUACCAGGUGACCUAUGACGUGAUGUUUCAACCUGAUCAAUAA